Molecule: messenger RNA, 1522 nt
Organism: Cornus florida
Lineage: Eukaryota; Viridiplantae; Streptophyta; Magnoliopsida; Cornales; Cornaceae
Exons: 1
Coding region: 166-1332 (388 amino acids)
Biological process (GO): mitotic DNA replication termination; site-specific DNA replication termination at RTS1 barrier
Cellular component (GO): nucleus
Molecular function (GO): protein binding
Source: RefSeq, a predicted model, not a curated record
CAAAGCCGACAGACAGUAUAUACAGAUAUAUAAAUAUAUAUAUAUAUAUAUAUAUAUAGAUAUAGAAAGAGUGAGAGAGAGAAGUUUUAAUCGAUCACUCUUCCAUCUUCCAUCUUCGAUAUCAUUCAGUCUUCAAAUUGAAUACCAAAAACCCUAGAGAACAAUAUGCAUACCCCAAAGCAACAACUCCAGAUCUUCGUUCAAUCCCCAGAGCUCCAAAUUCCCAUUCGUGCCCUAACCCUAAACCCUGUUGUCACCAUACGCCACCUGAAGCUCUCUCUCCUCCCCCAAAACCUCCCAGCCGAAGCCCUAGAUUCCUUCUUCUUCACCUUUAACGGCCGACCCAUCUCCGAUUCCUCCACAAUUAAAAGUUCCCAACUUGCCCCUUUGUCCACGCUAAAUCUACGAUUUCGCCUCCCCGGUGGCGGUGGCGAUGGCGGAGCCACCGGCGCCGAGUCCCGAGACUGUUACCUCAACAUGUACGCGGUGAAGAAGCCGGAUAAGGUCGACCCGAACGAGCAAAAGCUGUCCAAGUUUACGAAUUGUGCGUUGUCGAACGAACCGUUGAAGCACCCAAUUGUGGUGGAUCUUCUCGGGAAUGUGUUCAACAAGAUGGCGCUUGUGGAGGCGUUGUUGGGGAAGAAAUUGCCCAAAGCGUUCGGACACAUAAAGGGUUUGAAGGAUAUGAUUGCUGUUGAGCUCGCGUUGAUACCUGGGUUGGCUUCAGUUGAUGAUGCGGCGGUUGGCGUGACACGGUUUCAGUGUCCAAUUUCGGGUUUGGAGUUCAAUGGGAAAUACAAGUUUUUCGCUUUGAGGACUUGUGGGCAUGUGUUGAGCUCCAAGGCUUUGAAGGAGGUUAAGUCCUCCGGAUGUCUUGUUUGUCACAAGGAUUUUUCGGAAUCCGAUAAGAUUGUGAUUAAUGGGAGUGAGGAAGAGGUAAAGGCUUUGAGGGAGAGGAUGGAGGAGGAUAAGGCAAAGCUGAGGGAGAAGAAGGUGAAGAAGGUGAAGAAUGGGAAUGCAGAUGAAGGUGUUUGUAUGGAGUCAUCGCGGUUGAGUGGGACGAAGCAUGAGAUUGAUGAUAUUAAGGUAGCAGAAAAGGUUUCUGCAAAAUUGAAGAAUUGGAAUGUGAAUGUUGCUGCUAAUGGUGCUAAUGGUGGUGUAAAGGGUGCAAGCAAUGGUUUGAGUAAUGGUUCGGGAAAACGGUUCAAGGCAGGUGAUGUGGCUCCAGCUAAUGCUACUAAGGAAGUGUAUGCCUCCAUAUUUACCUCGUCAAGAAAGUCUGAUUUUAAAGAAACAUAUUCUUGCAGAUCGCUCCCGCUUGGUAGAAAUUGAUUGAUGACAUUGUAAGGUUAUCUCUUUGUGUUUUGUUCUGAUGUGUUGUUUCUCAUUCAGAAAAAAAAAUAGCAAACGGUCCUCUUUUGUUACUGAUUGCUACAGGAUGAUGAUCCUCUUUAUGUAACAUAUUGAUCUUGAUCAAUGGAUUGCUUAUUUGAUAUGGUAUUAUCGGUUUUCUUCUUUGUAA